AUGGCACAACCAGAUCAUGCCUACAAGUCUUCAACAAUGUCGAACAGUCCCUGGAAUCCAACUCGCAGUUCAUUUACCGAUCCCUCGGUACAUGGCAGUUUCGACAAUGGCUUUUACUCAGCACAAAGGUAUGGUACUUCUCGGAACAAUACCAGCUCGGACUCAUUAGUAACAUCGGCCGCUUCAAGUGUCAACUACUCAGCUAGCAACUAUAACCUAGCUGGCGGUCUGCCCAUUGGUACUGGCGGCCAUAUGUCGCGACCCGAGUCAGCCUAUCCCGCUGCUCCAUCAUACGGCGCCCGUCCUGCUUCAGGAUCAUACGGAAAGCCUGUCGUCCAUGGCUCGUACAAGGGAGCAACCUCUCAGUCCUGGGAGAACCAUGAUCGAUACUCACCUACCGACUCGGUGGACGAUAUCAUCGCAUCGCCUAACCUGUCCGACUAUUCCCUGGAAAAUGGGAUGAGCAACUCUGCUCCCGGAGGAAAGUCAAAGUCAUCUGGCAAAGGUCGAUCGCAAAGACGUCCCUCAAACCGUGACGAGUUUGACGGUCCUCAUCAAUUCUUGCAGCGACCACCUCCCGAUGUCAUUGCUAUGCAGGAACGUGAGCUUCCUCACCUGCCUACGAACCUUCAUGUCCAAGAGCAGGACAGUGUUUUGAGCCAGGUCAAUGACCGUCUUUCGCAAUGCGCAUACGAUUUCGUUGCCAAGUACCAGUUCCCGAUUCCUCUCACCCAGGACAUGAGACCUGUUGAGCGACCUCAGGAUCGAGAAUGGACCGAGUGGGUUUACCUCCUCAAGCGUCUCGCAACGAAGCGACGCAUCCCAGCGCGAGUGCUCUACAAUGGGCAGAUCAAGCAGUUUGUCACAAUCCUCGAGAACUCACUCGAGAUGAGACACGCCGCUAAGCACCAGAGUCGCCCUCUCAAGGACGACCGCAACAUCCUUCAGCUGAUCUCGGCCGGUAUUCAGGUGGCCAAGAUCCUGAAGGAUGCGUCGGCUAUGGACUACCUAGACCGACUAUACGUUUCUACAGACAAGCAGAUCCAGGAUCGUGCCGCAGCGCGGUACCGAGCUUAAGAAUCCAAGCUUGAGCACACGAGUCUUCAAAGCGACUGACUCUAAUGAUAUACGUUAUAUGCUCUCCUAGAACAGGAGGCAUGAUGCCAGUGACGACAACGGCACGAAUCAGAAACAGGGAUGUGGCCCAGGCAAAAAGGGUUUGGGGCCACAAGCACAAUUUGACAUUGUGGACGAUAAUGUUU
Molecule: messenger RNA, 1262 nt
Organism: Fusarium oxysporum Fo47
Lineage: Eukaryota; Fungi; Ascomycota; Sordariomycetes; Hypocreales; Nectriaceae
Exons: 2
Coding region: 1-1077 (358 amino acids)
Source: RefSeq, a predicted model, not a curated record